UGGCAACAUGGACACCAUCCCACCCAGCGUGUUCAAGUUCUGUGGAUUCCUCACUGCAAUGCAUUCAAUGUGCAACUCUAUUAUCUAUUUUACAAUGACCAAAAGCUUCCGAAAGAUUGCUGUCAAGUUGCUGCGAAAAAUCUUUACAUGCGUUCUCCCGGCGAACGAGGAAUCGGCCGGAACAACAGAGUCGCUUUCUUGCGAAAAAGCAAGCUGUUCUGCAAAAAUAACUCCUCUAUCAGACAAAAAG
Paramuricea clavata is the source of this 250-nucleotide messenger RNA. The record is from the annotation of a GenBank genome assembly. NCBI's taxonomy places the organism in Eukaryota, Metazoa, Cnidaria, Anthozoa, Malacalcyonacea, Plexauridae.